AUGGGGCCCUCAUUGUCCCAGGCAAAGGUCUUCCUCUCGGAGAUGACAUCCGGAGGGACAACCUGGGCAAUGAACUCAUCAAUUGACCUUGCCGGAGGGUCGAGCGCCUUUAACAUGGCCUCGGCAUCGGUAACGUCAGGGCCGAUGUGUCGGGGGAUAAAGGACUCGGGCCUCUGGAGCGGUUCAAGGGAGGGGUCCACUGAGCUGAUCUUCGCACUGGUGGCAUGCUGGAGAGAUGCGAAGGCGCUGAAUGUCCUCACACGGGGAAUCCGAGAGGAUGCCGAGCUUGAGGCACAUGAGUUGCAAACCCACGAGGAAGCUGGUGUCUGGCGGGCGGCGAUCCUUGACCUCGGGGCAGCCAGCCGAAGCUGGCGGGGGAGGGGCAAUCUCAAUGAUGCCAUGGUGGGAAACGAGCAGAUUGGCAAUUCACUAAGAGAAUAA
Colletotrichum orchidophilum is the source of this 441-nucleotide messenger RNA. RefSeq lists its product as uncharacterized. Bases 1 to 441 code for a protein of 146 amino acids. NCBI's taxonomy places the organism in Eukaryota, Fungi, Ascomycota, Sordariomycetes, Glomerellales, Glomerellaceae. The transcript has a single exon. The record is from RefSeq and is a predicted model, not a curated record.